ACAAGACCUGCCUCACCACACCUAAGUACCAGUAGCCCUCUGAUUUUCCCGUCCCCACUAGAGGUAGAGAGCCGCCAUGAGCGCGAUCUCAUUCUUUCUCCCACAAAGAAGGAUAUUCGUCCUCCCAGAUUCUGAUUCAUAGGAAAAAGGAGAGCGCCUUAUCAGAGAGAGAGAGAGAGAGAGAAAGAGGGAGAUUCUUCCUUUUCCCAGUAGACAGGAGUUCGACGGAAACUCUAGUUAUCCAGAGAGAGAUGACUGCCAGGAAGGAAAUUCCCACCACCAAUGGCGCGAUGAUCACCACCACCAACAACAAAAACAACCUUCUUCAGGAGGAAGAAGGGAAGAUGGUGGCGAAGAACAAGUCGGAGGCGGAGACUGAGGACGAGGAGGAGGCGCGAGUUUGGGAGCAGAUCAGGCAGGAGACUCGGAGGGACGCGGAGGCGGAGCCGGCGCUAGCCAGCUACCUUUACUCAACCGUCCUCUCCCACUCCUCCCUGGAGCGGUCCCUCGCCUUCCACAUCGGCAACCGGCUCUGCUCCUCCACCCUCCUUUCCACCCUUCUCUACGACCUCUUCCUCCAUUUCUUCUCCUCCUCCCCUUCCCUCCGCUCCUUCGCCGUCGCCGACCUCCGCGCGACUCGCCUCCGCGACCCUGCAUGCGCCUCCUUCUCCCAUUGCCUCCUCAACUACAAGGGCUUCCUCGCUCUCCAGGCCCACCGCGUUUCCCACCGCCUCUGGCUCCAGGGCCGCUCCUCCCUUGCCCUCGCCCUCCAGUCCCGCGUCUCCGACGUCUUCGCCGUCGACAUCCACCCAGGCGCCCGCAUCGGCUCCGGCAUCCUUCUCGACCACGCAACCGGUGUCGUCAUCGGCGAGACCGCCGUCGUCGGAAACAACGUCUCCAUUCUCCACCACGUCACCCUCGGCGGCACCGGCAAGGACGUCGGAGACCGCCACCCCAAGGUCAGCGACGGCGUGCUCAUCGGCGCUGGCGCCACCAUUCUCGGCAACGUCAACAUCGGAGAGGGGGCCAAGAUUGGUGCUGGGUCGGUCGUGCUCAUCGACGUCCCGCCAUGGACCACCGCCGUUGGCAACCCCGCGAGGCUCGUUGGUGGACGGACGCACCCGACCAAGAACAACGACCUUCCAGGGGAGACCAUGGACCAUACCUCCUUUAUCGUCGAAUGGUCGGAUUACGUAAUUUGAUCGAUACCAUCGAUUCCCUUCUCCCCACCCUCCUCUUCAUCCUCUCUGUUAUCGAAUUUGGGUAUCGUAGUCAAUGCAGAAAUGCGUUUUCCGGACAUUGGAAUAGGCUGUAUAGUCCAGAAUUAUGCAUAACUCUGCGAAAUUUUGCUAAUCUUUCUCCUGCUGUUAAAUGCAUGCCUUUGCGACGCCGAGAAUUGCUUCUUUGCUGUUGAAUUUGUUGAAUUCGAUUAUUUUGAGUUGAGUAAUUCGCUCGGCGCUCACAUACGUUUCGUGCUGUUGGUUGGGUUUAGUAAGCAGUGUCUAAUAUCUUAAACCGGUAUUCCUUUUUCUUCAGUCUUUUCUGCUCUCAUUGUAAAUACAUUCUUGAAGAUUAUCAGAAUACUUUUGUGCUGCA
Molecule: messenger RNA, 1596 nt
Organism: Nymphaea colorata (pocket water lily)
Lineage: Eukaryota; Viridiplantae; Streptophyta; Magnoliopsida; Nymphaeales; Nymphaeaceae
Product: serine acetyltransferase 5-like
Exons: 1
Coding region: 252-1202 (316 amino acids)
Cellular component (GO): cytosol; cytoplasm
Molecular function (GO): L-serine O-acetyltransferase activity
Source: RefSeq, a predicted model, not a curated record